Messenger RNA from Danaus plexippus (monarch butterfly), 3356 nucleotides. RefSeq names its product 5'-3' exoribonuclease 2 homolog (gene Rat1). The record is from RefSeq and is a predicted model, not a curated record. Lineage: Eukaryota; Metazoa; Arthropoda; Insecta; Lepidoptera; Nymphalidae. Gene Ontology annotation, molecular function: 5'-3' RNA exonuclease activity; RNA binding. Gene Ontology annotation, cellular component: nucleus. The transcript has 17 exons. Bases 118 to 2985 code for a protein of 955 amino acids. Gene Ontology annotation, biological process: nuclear-transcribed mRNA catabolic process.
CAUCCCUUUAAAUUACAAAUGGCCACCUGCGUCGAUUUGUUUGUGUUGAAUACGUGACAAUUUCGCUUUUUUGACUAUAAACAAAUUACAAAGUGGACUACAAAUUAAAAUCCCAAAAUGGGAGUACCAGCAUUCUUUCGAUGGCUAAGUCGUAAAUACCCUAGCGUUAUUGUCGAAUGUGUUGAACAGAGGCCAACCGACGUAGAUGGCCAGCUCAUAUAUGCAGACUCCUCAUUACCAAAUCCUAAUGGGAUCGAAUUUGAUAACCUAUAUUUGGAUAUGAAUGGAAUCAUCCAUCCCUGCACACAUCCUGAAGAUAAGCCGCCUCCCAAGGAUGAAGACGAGAUGAUGGUGGCUAUCUUCGAAUGUAUUGACAGGUUGUUUCGCAUCGUAAGGCCGAGGAAACUGUUGUACAUGGCUAUUGAUGGAGUUGCACCUAGAGCUAAAAUGAACCAACAAAGGUCUCGGCGUUUUAGAGCAUCUAAAGAGACACAGGAAAAAAUAGACGAGAUAGCCCGGAUCAGAAACGAGCUCCAAGUCAAGGGGGCAUACUUACCACCAGAGAGACCCAAAGAGGCACAUUUUGACUCCAACUGUAUCACUCCAGGAACGCCAUUCAUGGAUCGGUUGAGCAAGUGCUUACAUUACUAUAUUCAUGACAGAUUAAACAAUGACCCUGGCUGGAAGGGAGUCAAGGUUAUACUAUCGGAUGCAAAUGUGCCCGGGGAGGGGGAGCACAAAAUAAUGGAUUACAUCAGGAGACAAAGGGCCCAGCCAGAUCAUGACCCCAACACUCAGCAUGUGCUGUGCGGAGCUGAUGCGGACCUCAUCAUGUUAGGUCUGGCGACCCACGAGCCGAACUUCACCAUAAUCCGUGAGGAGUUCAAACCCAACAAGCCCAGGCCAUGUGAUGUCUGUGGCCAGCUAGGUCAUGAAAUGAAGGAGUGUACAGGAACUACACCGGACGCCUCACUGGUGCGAUCCGAUCCCUCCUUCGGUAACCAGGACAGCUUCAUCUUCGUGAGGUUGACGGUACUGCGAGAGUAUCUGGAGAAGGAGCUUAGCAUGCCGAAUCUUCCGUUCAAGUACGACUUCGAGCGCGCCCUGGACGACUGGGUGUUUAUGUGCUUCUUCGUGGGGAACGACUUCCUGCCGCACCUGCCCUCGCUGGAGAUACGGGAGGGCGCGGUGGACCGGCUCGUCAACUUGUACAAGAAAUGCGUCUACAAAACUAGGGGUUGGAUCACGGACUCGGGCGACGUGAACCUGGACCGGGUGCAGGUCAUCAUGGACGAGUUGGGGCGCGUCGAGGACGAGAUCUUUAGGCGGAGGCAUCAGAACGAGCUCAGCUUUAAGGCGAGGGAAAAGAACAAGAAGCAGCAGAAGAUCAACUUCGAACUGCUGGAGAAGACGCAGUUCGCACCAGUGAAAGUGGGAGAGGAGUCCAAAACAGUGGAGAACGCUCGCAAGGAGGCGGCUAACAUCCGCCUGGCGGGGAUGCAGGCUGUGGCGGAGGCGGAAAAGGAGCAGCGCGGCCAGAAGCGGUCGGCGGAGCAGGCGGGGCUGGACGACGACGACGCUCAUGAUGAAGUGAGGCUCUGGGAGGAAGGCUUCAAGGAGAGAUACUACGAGAGCAAGUUCGAGGUGGCCAGGGACAACCUGGAGUUCAGGUACCGCGUGGCGCUGCAGUACGUGCGCGGCCUCUGCUGGGUGCUCCGCUACUACUACCAGGGCUGCGCCAGCUGGAAGUGGUACUUCCCGUAUCACUACGCACCGUUCGCCUCCGACUUCGUCAACAUCCAGGGCCUGUCCACCAAGUUCGAGAGAGGCACGCAACCGUUCCGUCCCCUGGAGCAGCUGAUGGGCGUGUUCCCGGCCGCCAGCUCGCAGCACGUGCCUCGCCCCUGGGCCACGCUCAUGUCGGACCCGUUCUCCCCCAUCAUCGACUUCUACCCCACGGACUUCAAGAUAGACCUCAACGGGAAGAAGUUCGCGUGGCAGGGGGUCGCCCUGCUGCCCUUCGUCGACGAGACCAGGCUGUUCAAGGCCCUGGAGCCGUACUACGACGACCUCACACAGGCCGAGAAGCAACGGAACAUCAAGGGCCACGACCGCCUCUACGUGGCGCCGGCCAACAAGAGCUACGAGUUCCUGUCGGCCCUGUACUCGGAGGCCGGGGACGACCAGCACAGGCUCAUACACGCGGACCAGAAGUACCCCUUCAGGUGUGACGGAGUCCGCGGAGACGUCAUGCUCAGCGCGGACUGUGUGCGCCUCGGAGGCCAGCUGCCGUCGCCAGUGGUGGGUCUGGAGCCGGUGACGGACAACCGGGUGGUGUGUGUGAGGUACCAGGACCCGCAGUUCCCCGAGGAGUUCGUGUUCCCGGCCAGGAGGCUGCGCGGGGCCGUCGACCCGCCCAGGGUGCUGAAGCCGGGGAACCUCAGCCAUCAGGAGAACAGGAACUGGCGUCCACAGAUAGGAAUGGUCCGCUCGCACACGGUGGCGUCCCUGGAGGUGGCCGGCCACCGCAUGCUGGGUCACCAGCUGUCCCGGAACCCGCGCGCCGCCGGGCCGCCGCCGCAGCACAGUGAGUCUCGCAUGCCUUAUCGGUCGCAAUCGUUCGGGCCUUACCGUGGCGGAUACGUGCCCAGUCAGGGUUACAACCAGGGCUACAACCGCUCCUACAACACACAGGGGCAAGACAGAGGGUACAACCAGGACAGAGGGAACCACAACCAGGACAGAGGGAACCACAACCAGGACAGAGGGAACCACAAUCAGGACAGAGGGAACCACAACCAGGGGUACCGCCAGAACUACAACAGCAACCAGAACUACAGACAGAAUCAAGGUUACUCGCAGAAUAAGUACCAGGGUGGGUACCAGAGGCAGGGGAACGACAGGCAGGGGUACGGACAGGGGAAUAACCAGAACCAAAGACCUUCCGGGUCGAGUCGGUAUCAGGGAAACUCGACGUGGCGCUGACAUUAGAUAAUGCUAUCCAUGUGACAGGAAAUGAGGGUAGUUACCCUUCAAUAGAUAUAAAAGUUAGAGAAUUAAUAAUUAUACAUAGUUGCGAUGUUGUACAUACUGUAUCAAACGCAACUUGACGAGCUGCAGUCUACAGGCUCGGUCUCCCGACCUCCACACAUAUCAGUCUUCGCUGCGGAGGUGAUCCACCGACCAGUCCGGCGACCGGUCGGCCGACUGGCUUACGACGACGUCGACUACACAGAUAACUACUCCUUAGACAUAGCAAUACGAUUAUAAGACAAAAAGGAAAGCUGCAAUAGCGUGACAUAGAGCAGACUUACUCGCAGUGUUUCAUAAAUAAAAAAUAUAAAUGGACAAACAAA